This is a messenger RNA of Manis pentadactyla (Chinese pangolin), 3340 nucleotides long. RefSeq names its product gap junction protein alpha 5 (gene GJA5). Gene Ontology annotation, cellular component: connexin complex. Lineage: Eukaryota; Metazoa; Chordata; Mammalia; Pholidota; Manidae. Bases 276 to 1352 code for a protein of 358 amino acids. Gene Ontology annotation, biological process: cell communication. The transcript has 3 exons. The record is from RefSeq and is a predicted model, not a curated record.
GAAGAAGUGGGAGGAGGGAGGGCGACAGACACCGAUUAAAAAGAGGGUGGGAGAGGAACAACUGACAGGCUCAAGAGCAAGAACAGUGGGCAGCCGGAGAAGAGGCGGCCGAGGAGGAGGAAGCCCGCGGGAACUCCAGAGAGGAGGAGUAGAAGGUAAGGGUUGUAGCCCUACAUUGUGCCCAAAUGCAGCUGGGAAACUGACCUCGGCCAGGGACCUUUCAUAUUAUAAACUGAGCUUCUGAAGUCUUGGUAUCUGUCUUCACCUGAGCUAAGAUGGGUGACUGGAGCUUCCUAGGAGAGUUCCUGGAGGAAGUACACAAGCAUUCCACAGUGAUCGGCAAGGUAUGGCUCACUGUCCUCUUCAUAUUCCGCAUGCUGGUGCUGGGCACUGCUGCCGAGUCUUCCUGGGGGGAUGAGCAGGCUGAUUUCCAGUGUGAUACGAUUCAGCCGGGCUGCGAGAAUGUCUGCUAUGACCAAGCCUUCCCCAUCUCCCACAUUCGCUAUUGGGUGCUGCAGAUCAUCUUCGUCUCCACGCCGUCCCUAGUGUACAUGGGCCACGCCAUGCACACGGUACGCAUGCAGGAGAAGCGGAGGCUACGGGAGGCCGAGAGGGCCAAAGAGGCCCGGGGUGCUGGCACUUAUGAGUACCCAGUGGCUGAAAAGACAGAGAUAUCCUGCUGGGAAGAAGUGAAUGGAAAGAUUGUCCUCCAGGGCACCCUGCUCAAUACCUAUGUGUGCAGUAUCCUGAUCCGCACCACCAUGGAGGUGGCCUUCAUUGUGGGGCAGUACCUCCUCUACGGGAUCUUCCUGGACACUCUGCAUGUCUGCCGCAGGAGUCCCUGUCCCCACCCGGUCAACUGUUACGUAUCUCGGCCCACAGAGAAGAAUGUCUUCAUUGUGUUCAUGCUGGCUGUGGCAGGACUGUCCCUCUUCCUCAGCUUAGCCGAACUCUACCACCUGGGCUGGAAGAAAAUCAGGCAGCGAUUUGUCAAGUCAGGGCAGGGCCUGGCUGAGUGCCAGCUUCCUGGCCCCUCUGCUCACAUAGUCCAGAGCUGCACACCACCCCCUGACUUCAGUCAGUGCCUGGAGAACGUGCCUGGGGGGAAAUUCUUCAGUCCUUUCAAUAACAAAAUGGCCUCCCAGCAGAACACAGACAACUUGGCCACUGAGCAAGUGCGAGGCCAGGAGCAGAUUCCUGGGGAGGGUUUCAUUCACAUUCGUUAUGCCCAGAAGCCUGAGGUACCCAACGGAGUCUCCUCAGGUCACCGCCUUCCCCAUGGCUACCAGAGUGACAAGCGUCGUCUCAGUAAGGCCAGCAGCAAGGCCAGGUCAGAUGACCUAUCAGUGUGACCCUUGUGCGUGGGGGAACCAGGACCAGGUGGAAAGAGUGGCGACUCAGAGAGGGGAGAUGUGUCCCUUCUGACCCCGUAGCUCUCAUUCGCAUCACUUCUCUGUUCCUUUUGAGCCCCUGGUCUCAAUGGCAUUGUUCAUUAAUUCCAGAAGGUAUGACCAGGGCUCUGCAGGGGCAGUCAGAGACACGGCUACCCACCCAGGCUGUUAUCCCACCCACAGCCCCUUCCCAGUAUACUCAGUGAAGCUUUUCACAUUACUCAGUCAACAGGGUAGAGGAAAGGAAUGGAACCAUGGCAAAUCCUGCCUAGAGGAUAGCCAAGGGGAUAGGCUGGUUCUCUACAUGUUGGCCAUGUUCCAGAUGGGUUCUCUAGGUCCCUAUGGAUUCCUUGGUUUCAUUACCCUUCAUUCUGCAAGGAAGAGCUCAAGUUCCCAGCCAAUAAAGAGCAUAAAUCAAGGAACUUGCAUUAGAUGUACACCUGAAUCUGUGGUCUCCAUGGGUACAAACCUUGGAACGGAAGUGAAGUCACCUUGGGCUGCCUGUGGCUGCCCCUCCCUCUACUCAGUCUUACUUAAAAAGAGACCUUUGGAACUUGACCAGCAGUCUCAACUUUAUAAGUGCCUUGGUAUGUACCCCUGGCAAGUGUACUACCCUACUGAUACUGCGGCCUUUCCUUCUGCCAGCUUAUACAACCAGUUUAUGGGGGUGCAAGGUCCCCUAGGGAAUCACACAGACUCUACUGGAAUUCCUGCCACAAACCACCUGUCAUCCUGCAGUUCUUUUACAGUUCAGCCCGAUGAUAGAAGCCGUCCUUUCUCUUCCCCAUCUGACUGCUCACCCAGGGCUCCCCUAAUGACCUUGUCUGCCCAGAAUGUCCAGGAUCCAUGUCCUCUGGGAUCCUGACCAGAUUACUAGCAUGGAGGCCAGAUGAACUUCCCCAGGUUCUUAUCAAAACAAAGAGAGCUUUGUGCUUCUCAAAUUCCCCUUGGGAAAAAAUAAUUCUGCUGUGAAGAUGAAAAUGAAAAAGGAGAGAAAAUACUGGAAAACUUAUCAUCCCUCCUAUUUAUUUCCCUUGCUGACUGCCAAUUUAGAGUGCCAAGAGGUGGUGUAAUGACAGUUAUGGAGGCCCCAGAUCUCUCUCUCCCUGGAGGGUUUAGGUGGGGGCAUGGAAGCAGUAGGGAAUCUUCACCUCUCUUGGUAGGGCCCUUGUUUAAGAGCAGAGAUUCCUAUGUGUCCCUGGUGAUCGUGAUGAGACUGCUAUAUAGCAGUGGGGACUGCAGAGAAGCCCUGCCUUCCCCAGGGACUGGCCUGGUUUAUCUAUCAGUCCAUCUAUAAUAACUGAUUGCCAGUUUGGAUGAAAGUAAAGGACAUUCAGAAUUGGAUACUGAAUCUUAAAGGGAGAUCAUUUCUUUUAAAAUUGUGCGUGUAUGUGCGUUUGAGCAAGUAUGCUGAUAGGGUAGGGCUGGGGGUGGAGUCCUGAAGUAAGGGGAGGAAACCUUGGAGAAACUUGUGUCUUCCUGACCUCCCUGCAGAUGCCUGGCAGAGGGGCUGAGCCUCGUUGUUUUCAGUGUCAUCAGCCUGCACAGGCAGGCAGGAGAAGCUGGGAAAGAGGAGGGUGAAGACUCAGAAGAAGGCUUCCCCCCACCUGCUCAUGUCCAGGCUCCUCUGCUGAUAUUUGGAUGGUAUUGGUGGGUGGAGAGAAGGAACAGAUAGAGAGGUAGAGGGAACUGACUGGGCUGCCACUUAGGGAAGAAUGACUGGCCAUCCCAGGUCCCUGGCAGGGACCCCUUUUUAUCUAUUAUCUGGCACUGGCAUUAAGACUGUUUCUCUAAAACAAAACAAAAAGACAUUCCUUACAGCUCGGAAAUGUAUUUUGGGAAAUUAGUGUUCUUCGAUUAGAAAUUUUAUGAAAUCAGCCUUUGACGAUGGGACUUUGAGGAAGCAAAAAGGAAAUAAUAUGUGUAAUUUGUCCUAAUAAAAUAUGGCC